Balaenoptera acutorostrata (minke whale) is the source of this 4391-nucleotide messenger RNA. It is a transcript of the gene JPH2, whose product is annotated as junctophilin 2. The record is from RefSeq and is a predicted model, not a curated record. Lineage: Eukaryota; Metazoa; Chordata; Mammalia; Artiodactyla; Balaenopteridae. Gene Ontology annotation, cellular component: plasma membrane; endoplasmic reticulum membrane; junctional membrane complex. Bases 483 to 2567 code for a protein of 694 amino acids. The transcript is spliced from 6 exons.
GGGGCUGGAGGAGAAGGGGGCCAGCGGGCUGCAGGAAUUCAGCCUCGGGCUGGGGGUUGUCACCGAGGGGGAAUUUCUCCUCUUUGAAAACGGACUGGGGACCCCUCCACCCAACCCCUUUCACUGCAUUUCUUAAAGGGAUCACACCGUUUUUCCUUUGACUCCAUGGAAGCCAGGUUUGGGACACUCCGUGGACACUUUGAACCUCUCCUUCCCACUUCCUUCCCAGCUGGCAGCCUUCCUCUGGCUGAGUGAGUGGGGGCCUCCCAGGCAUGGCACUGACCAGCCGACCCAGUGCUGACUUGGCUCCUGGGUUCCUUCAGCCUCGGGUGGCAUCUUGCUUACCCCCUCCAGGGGCGCAGUGAGUCCGGGGGUGGGGGGGGCAGCCCUGAGCUGCUUGGAGAGAGUCACUGGCAGCACCACCCCCAUUGCCCUCUCCCCCGAAGCUGGAGGACGGUGAGGUGGUCAGGGGCUACGAUGAGAUGAGCGGGGGCCGCUUUGACUUUGAUGAUGGCGGGGCGUACUGCGGGGGCUGGGAGGGGGGAAAGGCCCACGGGCACGGACUGUGCACGGGCCCCAAGGGCCAGGGCGAAUACUCGGGCUCCUGGAACUUUGGCUUUGAAGUGGCGGGUGUCUAUACCUGGCCCAGCGGAAACACCUUCGAGGGAUACUGGAGCCAGGGCAAGCGGCAUGGGCUGGGCAUAGAGACCAAGGGACGCUGGCUGUACAAGGGCGAGUGGACGCACGGCUUCAAGGGACGCUACGGAACCCGGCAGAGCAGCAGCAGCGGUGCCAAGUAUGAGGGCACUUGGAACAAUGGCCUGCAGGACGGCUAUGGCACGGAGACCUAUGCGGAUGGAGGGACGUACCAAGGCCAGUUCACCAACGGCAUGCGCCACGGCUACGGCGUGCGCCAGAGCGUGCCCUACGGGAUGGCCGUGGUGGUGCGCUCGCCGCUGCGCACGUCGCUCUCGUCCCUGCGCAGCGAGCACAGCAACGGCACGGUGGCCCCGGACUCGCCCGCCUCGCCGGCCGCCGACGGCCCCGCGCUGCCCGCGCCCGCCAUCCCGCGCGGUGGCUUCGCGCUCAGCCUCCUGGCCAACGCCGAGGCGGCGGCGGCGCGGGCGGCCAAGGGCGGCGGCCUGUUCCAGCGGGGCGCGCUGCUGGGGAAGCUGCGCCGCGCCGAGUCGCGCGCGUCCCUGGGCAGCCAGCGCAGCCGCGUCAGUUUCCUCAAGAGCGACCUCAGCUCGGGCGCCAGCGACGCCGCGUCCACCGCCAGCCUGGGCGAGGGCGCCGAGGGCGCCGACGAGGCCGCGCCCUUCGAGGCGGACAUCGACGCCACCACCACAGAGACCUACAUGGGCGAGUGGAAGAACGACAAGCGCUCGGGCUUCGGCGUGAGCGAGCGCUCCAGCGGCCUCCGCUACGAGGGCGAGUGGCUGGACAACCUGCGCCACGGCUACGGCUGCACCACGCUGCCCGACGGCCACCGCGAGGAGGGCAAGUACCGCCACAACGUGCUGGUCAAGGGCACCAAGCGCCGCGUGCUGCCGCUCAAGAGCAGCAAGGUCCGCCAGAAGGUGGAGCACAGCGUGGAGGGCGCCCAGCGCGCCGCCGCCAUCGCGCGCCAGAAGGCCGAGAUCGCCGCCUCCAGGACAAGUCACGCCAAGGCCAAAGCUGAGGCAGCAGAACAGGCUGCCCUGGCUGCCAACCAAGAGUCCAACAUUGCCCGCACUUUGGCCAGGGAACUGGCUCCAGACUUCUACCAGCCAGGUCCGGAGUAUCAGAAGCGCCGGCUGCUCCAGGAGAUCCUGGAGAACUCGGAGAGCCUGCUGGAUUCCCCCCACCGGGGCCCUGGCGCCGCAGGCCUCUCGGAGCGGCCCCGCGAGAGCCCGGAGCUGCACGAGCGCGAGACCCCUGCGCCCGAGGGUGGCCCCCCGUCGCCGGCCGGGACGCCCCCUCAGCCCAAGCGGCCCCGGCCGGCCGCGGCGUCCAAGGACGGCCUGCUGAGCUCGGGCGCCUGGAACGGCGAGCCCGGCGGCGAGGGCAGCCGGCCGGUCACGCCGUCCGAGGCCGCUGGCCGCAGCAGCCCCGCGCGUCCCGCCAGCGAGCGCAUGGCCAUCGAGGCGCUGCAGGCGCCGCCCGCGCUGUCGCAGGAGCCCGAGGUGGCGCUCUACCAGGGCUACCACAGCUACGCCGUGCGCACCGCGCCGCCCGCGCCGCCGCCCUUCGAGGACGAGCCCGAGCCCGAGGUCCCCGCGGCCGACUCGGCGCCCGCGUCCCCGGCCGCCCCCGGGGCGGCGGCCCCGCCACGAGGCUCCGCGCCCGAGAGCCCAGCCAAGCUGGAACCCAAGCCCAUCGUCCCCAAGGCUGAGCCCAAGGCCAAGGCCCGCAAGACGGAGGCCCGGCUGACCAAGGCCGGGGCCAAGAAGAAGGCUCGGAAGGAGGCGGCGACGGCGGCGGAGGUGGAGGUGGAGGUGGAGGAGGUCCCCAACACCGUCCUCAUCUGCAUGGUGAUCCUGCUUAACAUCGGCCUGGCCAUCCUCUUCGUUCACCUCCUGACCUGACCUCAUCCACCAGAGCCAGGAGUUCCUGCUGAGGACGCGUGGACCCAUCUUUUUGCAGUGCCAGGCAGGGCAGCCGAGGAGGACUGGACUCUGGACCUGGAUGCCGGGGGUCCAGCUCGCAUCCACACCACAAACAUUUAAGGAGGUUUCCCGUGGCGCCCAUGCCCGACGCAGGUGGUGCCCAGAGGAAGAGAAAGGGCUGGGCACCCUCCGGGAGCUCUCUGUCCAGCGGCAGGGAAAGCCUUGAAGGCAGAGCCCUGGUCUUGAACACCCUGAUCUGCUCCGUCCCCCAUCCUCAUCCACUCCCUCGCCUUGCCCCUAGGUCACCCCCUCCCUGGGCUUCUCUGUGUUUUGGGAGAAGUCACCAAACCAGGAUGUUAUAUCCCAGUCCCCUUCUUUCUACCCUCCCUUGCUUUCUUUUAUCCUCUGGCUGCUGGGCUGAAGCCUCCCGGGCAAGUGGAGGGAGUGACGAGAUCCUUGCGGUGGGCCAGUGAGGGAGACGCUCUGACAGCCCAGCGGCCCUUCCCUUCGCAGUCCGGACCCCGCCCACACUCUGUCCCUUGCUUACAGAUGUUCUGGAUGACAGUAGAGGAAAUGGACAUGUUCCAUUUGAAUAUCCCAGGAUACAGUGCUUCUGUCUCCUCCCACUGGUCCAGUUAGCUUCCCUCUGGACCAGUAGAAGAGGGAGAGACGUGAGGAAUUGGGGCCUUUGGCUGGGAAGCCACUGACCAGGUGGCCAGGGGGUGGGGGUGGGGAGAAGGGCUGAGGGGUGGUGGGGAUGGCCCUGUCUCUGAGUGCACCUGAGCCUGGGGCUGGCAUUGCAUGUGGGGCUUCCAGGAUGCUGAGGGGGAGAAGGGGUCGCCCUGCAGGAGGCGUGGGGCUGGUGCAAAGCUCCGGGGAAGCCCCGUGAAUUGACUUGUCCGCUUCCGCUCCCAGGGGCCACCGCAGGCUCGGGGGAGCGUGAGCAUGGAAGCCCAGGCAGAUUUCACUGGGGCUGACUCUCAGGCAGGUGUGAGACAGGCUGCUUGUCAGCCAGCGUUUCCCAGGGAGAGGGGAGCAAGUCUGGGGCUCCCACUGGGCACAGUCUGUGAUGAUAAGCCCCUCGGCUUGCUUGGCAGAAGAUGGUAUUUGCAUGUAGCCCGUUAACAGAUGUUUUGUACCAUGCUGAUCUUUCCGGGCCUUGGUGUUUGCUGCAGGUGGGUGGAGGCUGAGGGCUGUGGCCUUUGCCCCGGGGAGGAUGGAGGGCAAGUCUUCCAGGCCCCUGCAAGCUGAGCUGGGGGAAAGGGUGUGGCCAUGGCAUCUAAGCAGAGCUGGAGGCAGCAGCUGCUCUUCUUUGUUUCUCUGCUCCCUGGGGGCUGGGGCGAUGUGGUCUGGCCUCUCCAGGGCAGCUCUUUGACCUGAAGUUUGCUUCUGAUGGGGUCGGCUUUCCCUCCCUCCCUCAAUACUUGGGAACCUUCCCUCCAGCUUCACACUUGCUGUUUCAAGCACCGAUGGGGUCUCGAGGCGCGGUUGGAACCUUGGACUGCAUUUCCGCGGAGAGCAGCCCGUGGGUUCUCCCAUCCUCCAAGGGCUCUGCCUCUGUGUGUGGGCUUCUCUGGACAACUGGGGAAUGAGGGGGGCGGCUGGGGGCACUGCUUAGGGCUGACAGCCUCCAGGCCUCGGCUCUGAGGUCACUGUCGAGGGUUUUUGGUCUGACUCGGGGCCAGGGAUAAGCCUUUGGCUGCCAGAGCUCCCUCCCGGGGCCUUGUUUGGGGGCUGGUGUUUGGGGUGAGGGUUCAGGAAGCUGCCGUCUGUGCCAUAAUAAACUUGCAUCUGCUCACAGGC